Molecule: messenger RNA, 1412 nt
Organism: Periophthalmus magnuspinnatus
Lineage: Eukaryota; Metazoa; Chordata; Actinopteri; Gobiiformes; Gobiidae
Product: transcriptional regulatory protein AlgP-like
Exons: 8
Coding region: 71-1243 (390 amino acids)
Source: RefSeq, a predicted model, not a curated record
CUGGGUUCUUCUUGGUUCCUCUUGGUUCCUCUUGGCUCCUCUUGGCUCCUCUUGGUUCCUCCAUCUCAGCAUGUCCACCAGCAGACCUCUGGAUCUUCUGCACAACGACCGCAAAGGAAUCUUUAUACCUCUGGGUCGACAGUUACCCAGAACUCCUCCGUCUCAGGACUGUGUCAAGCAGUUGGAUUUUAAAAGUGAACGCCCCCACCCACCUGCAGAGAGUCAAGAUGAAGAAAAUGAAGAUCCAAACAAUACAUUUGACUUCAAGACGCCUCCUGUCAAACAAGGCUGCUCCAAUGAUCCAGAGUCCAUGUUAAAGGGGAUGAAGGGCUACCGGCUCACCCCCGCUGACCUGGAGUUUAUGCAGAGGCUGACGGAGGAGAAGGAGCUGAAGAAACUGCAGGAGGAGCUGAGAGCCGUGGAGAACCUCCUGAAGAGCGAACGCAUGGCUCUGGAGCUGGCUCUGGCCUCCAAGGACAAAGCACAGGCUGAGUUCAAGCAGUUGCCGCACUGUGAGGACAUCCGGCAGUGGUCAAUGGUGGUGCUGGAGGGGACCGCUCCCUCUCCGGACCUCUCCUCGUUGGACACCAAGGCUCUGCUGGCCCUGGUCACCGAGGAGAAUGCCCAGAAGGUCCUGCAGGAGAAGAGGGUGGAGCUCAGACGGCUUGAGAAGAUGGUGGAGAAUAGGAAGAAGAAUUUUGCCAAAGAAAGAGGGCAGCUGGAGAAACAAAUAGCCAUUGAACAGUCCAAGGUUCUUGGCUUAAUGAACAGGUUGGCUGAGCUCAAGUCUGCCCUGGCACAACAACAGGAGGCCAAAUCUUUAAAGACUGAAGUGGCUCCAAAAGUACAAGAGAAGGCUGCAGAUGCACCGCGCCGUGGCAAAGCAAAACAAAAACCGGAAGCCACUAAAGAUUCUAAAAACCUGAAGAUAGUCAAACACAAGGCCCCUGAGCCUGCUGCCAGUGCAGAGAUUAAACCUGAUGCCCUGACUUGUGAAGUCUCCGGUCCAGCAGCAUCUGACCAAGCUCCUUUACCUCCAAAGAGCAGAGUAAAGAGGGUAGCUGCUGCUGCUGAUCCAGGGGACAAGGGCCAGAAGAGGGCGACACAACCACGGCCCCAACCUGUAAUGGGCCCCACGGCAGCUCCCACUAACAGCCGGAGGAAGGGCCCACCCUCCGCCCCACCCUCAGAGGAGCAAGAUCGUGGCUUACGCAGGUCCAAGAGAAUCGCCUGUCGGAAGUGAAAGACCAUGCUACAAACUUAAGAAUGUUUAUAGGAAAAUGAGUUUGUCCCAAUAUUUAUUGUGACAUUGCAAAGUGUAAUAAAUUGAUAUUUUAAAGUCUUGUGUUGAAUUUAAGUGUAGUUUUAAAUGUUGUUUUUUUUUUUUAUUAUUAUUAUUAAACAAUACAACU